AUGGGCCCGGCGGCUGGAGAACAAGGAGCUGAGACUGGUGAUGAGUGGACCAAAGUUCGUCGCAAAGGACGCCGCAUGAGAUCUCAUCACCCCGCCGUCUGUCCGUCAUCUAGUAGAAAUGCCAAAGGUUCAGAGCCACGCCCGUCAUUCUUGUCGGUUUCUGAUAUCGAGAGGGAACAUCGACGUAUUAGGGAUCAGUGGAGGGCCUCAACUGGCUGUCACCAACUACGGGAUGUUGUUGCAUCCCGUAAUUGCGGUUCUGCUAUUACCGACGCCAUCUGCUUCGGCUUAGGAUCCUUUGAUCCCGAGGAUGGCUCCUGGGAGAACAAGCGGCGAGCACAUGUACAACUAGCCGCUUUUGUAUACAUGGUCGAACAACUGCAACGCGACAACCGGGUACCGAUCCGCUGUCUAUUCCAGGAACCCAUUUUCAACUCCGUGGACGAGGCAUUCAUUCGUAGUCUAGGCCACGAGGUUGUACAUUCACCGGGAGGCUUCGAGCAAGUUGGCACGUCAACGCUAGUGUUCGGCAUCCAUCUGUACAGAGACGUCUAUGCGCAAGCUCUCGCUGGGCAUUUACCUGCCGUGUUUGUCGGGACUCCUCGGGAGGUUUGGGAAGAAUGCCACGGCUCUGAUGUUCUUGAUUGGGUACAAUUAAAGGAUCUGGAUGAACGAAGCGAUAAAGUCAACUUUCCCGAAGAUUCAGGUUAUACAACAUUUUCUAACACCACAAUCCAUUGGAGGCGACAAGAUGAUACCUAA
Messenger RNA from Annulohypoxylon truncatum, 762 nucleotides. RefSeq lists its product as uncharacterized. Lineage: Eukaryota; Fungi; Ascomycota; Sordariomycetes; Xylariales; Hypoxylaceae. The record is from RefSeq and is a predicted model, not a curated record. Bases 1 to 762 code for a protein of 253 amino acids. The transcript is spliced from 2 exons.